Rhizopus microsporus ATCC 52813 is the source of this 355-nucleotide messenger RNA. RefSeq lists its product as uncharacterized. The record is from RefSeq and is a predicted model, not a curated record. The transcript has 2 exons. The coding region runs from base 101 to 355 and encodes 84 amino acids. NCBI's taxonomy places the organism in Eukaryota, Fungi, Mucoromycota, Mucoromycetes, Mucorales, Rhizopodaceae.
CCAGCCGUUCCAACGCCAAAGGGCAGGUUUUUAAAAAUCCAAAGACGGCUUUUAUUAUCUCAAAGGACGCUUUUUCAUACAAUAAAUACCAAAAAAGGAAAUGAGUUCUCAUUUUUAUUACGAUGGACAAGGAAAGAUUGUCGAUGAGCAGGGAAAUGAUGCCAUGGGCUGGGAAAACAAUGUGAGAUUGCAAAUACAGUUAAGCUGUAGAGAAAGAAUUAAGUUCUUCAAUGCUAUAAAUUCUGGUCGCUUAGCUGGCAGUAUUGCCGGACGAACGGUUCAAAAGUGGACUAAAAGACUUAAAGAGGAGAAGGACUGGAAUAUUUUUAGAAAAGCAGACAAACUUGGUGAAUAG